AGCCACUAAUAUUAAAAGAGUGUCAGCAUUCUUUUUGCUCAGAGUGUUUAUUCAGAGAGAUUGAAGGAAAGCUGGAAACAGAAGCAAAAUGCUUUAUUUGUAAUCGACACAUUCCAUUAUAUACAAUUUUAAAUUCUGUUAAUGUAACACUAUUGAUAGAGCACAUUCUUUUAGGUUGCAAUAAGAAAUGUAAAUUAAAAUUUGCAGUUAAAGACAAUGACCUUAAAAAAUUACACGAAGAAAUUUGUAUUGGUGAACAGCUAUUACCAACUAUGAUUUGCAAAAAAAUUCAUGAUGGACUUGAUACAACUCUAGCUGAUGUAUUUUUAUUAAAAGAAAAUGAUGCUAUACCACGGAUUGUAGAAGAUGCUGCGUUACAUGUUAUAAAGCAAAAGCUAGUUACCUCUGAAUCAAAUUUGUUUGCAUUUCCUUCCGGAGGACCAAGGCCUUUACAUUUUACUUCCAACUCAAUAGCAUAUAAAGAGAGCUCAGAUGUUAGUAAAAGGACAAUUAAGAAAAGACAAAAAGCCGUUAUAAAUUCUUUAAAUGUGAUCUCUGGUAUGUCCAGCACAUCACAACUUCAGCAAACUUCUGCUAUUUUGAAUUCAUUUGAAGUAAAAGAUCAAGUAAAAAUAUUAAUGAUGUCAGACAUACCUUUAUCAGUUAUAAGUGCUGAAGAAAUGAUUAGUAUGAAAGCUCAUAUGGGAAUAACAUAUUCAAACAUGAAGAUACUUGCAAGAUGGCUCAAAACCAAAGAUAUAGAAUGUGCAUCAAAUAAAAAGCAACGGAAAGUAGCUAAAUCCUGGUCUGGAGAGGAUUGGGUAGUUUGUAAUGCUCCUUUUAACUUUCUUUUAAAAGACUCCAGUGAUUCAUUUGAAGUAAAAAAUGCUCCUUGGGGAUACAUUAAAGAUCUUCCAUUACAUAUAAUAAACAAACUCAACCUUCUGAAAAGCAAAAAUUUGCUAAAGCAUUCCAAUAUAAAAAAUGACGAAAUUCACAUCAAAAUUGGUGGUGACUAUGGCGGUGGAUCUUUUAAGAUGUGUUAUCAAAUUGUGAAUGUUGAUAAGCCGAAUUCCAGAAGAAACACAAAUAUUUUUAGUAUUUUUGAAGCAAAAGAAUACAAACCAAACCUUAUUGUGGGUCUCUCAAUGUUCACACAACAAAUUAAUCAAUUGCAGUCAUUGUGUUGGAAUGAGAAAAAAAUAAGAGUAUUUAUCUUUGGUGAUUACGAGUUUUUAUGUUCAGCAUAUGGAAUUACUGGUGCAAAUGGUCGACAUGCUUGCUUGUUUUGUCAUAUAACUCGUGCAGGUAUGAAAAAGUCAGAUACUCAACAAAAACACAGUCCUUGUUCCAAUCGCACGCUGGAAACACUUGAUACAGAUCUCCAAAAAUUCAUUCAAAAAGGUCGAAUACCAAAGUUAGCAAAGUAUUGUAACAAUGUCAUUGAUUCUCCACUUUUCAAUAUUCCUUUAACACAAGUUGGCAUUCCAUUGUUGCAUAUCUCAUUGGGGAUUCAUCUUAAAUUUUUUAAUAUGCUGGAAGAUGGCUGUCAUCUCAUAGAUAUAAAAAUUGCAGCUAAAAUGUGUUUAAAAAAUCAGACUGUAAACAACAAGAGUUUUGAUGAAUAUAUUGUAAUUCAGUUAAGAAUAUAUGAACAAGAAAAAGCUAUUGCUGAAUAUUGUGAAAAAAUAACACUUAUUCAUGAAGCAAUGUCAAUACAAGUUCUACGUUCUCCUGAAAAUAAAGAAUAUCUAUAUGAAAUCUUUCAGCCCAGAGUAGUUCAUUUUAUGAAGAAGAAAAAUGCUAAGAUUAUUGAAUUAAAAGAGUUAAAAACUAAAACAUUUGAAAAAUCGCAUGGACCACUUGUGAAAAAACUUGAUGAAGUUCUAUGUGGGCUUAAUGUUCAAAGACAAGCUUACCACGGAAAAUGUUUUAUUGGGAAUCACGUUCAUAAAAUGUUAAAGUUAAACAGUGUCCUAGAUCUUUGCAAUUCGAUACCUAAGACAGUAAGAGAUCUUGGAUUUAUUGAUACAGAUGUUUUUAUAGAGGCAAAAGUCUUGAGUGAGAAAUUUGUUGAGUUGUUCUUUAAAUACGCAACAUGUUACAACUUUAUGAAUUCAAGUGAAAUAAUUAAUAAUAAUCCAUUAUUAGAGUUAGAAGGAGUCAUUGGAGAAUUAAUGAGUUACUUUCGUAAAACUUGGCCGAAUGAGUCCAUUACGCCAAAAAUGCAUUUAUUAGAAAGUCAUUGUGCUGAUUUUAUUAGAAAUUGGGGUUUGGGUCUCGAUAUUUAUGGAGAGCAAGGUUUAGAAAGCAUGCAUGCUGAAUUCAAUAGUAUGAACAGCACCUUUUGCCAUAUGAAAGGGAAGCAAAGACUAGAAAGUAUUCUGUCUAAUCACUACAUCAAAAACUCCCUAGAAGCAUUGGAAAUUAGACCUACUAUUCAAGAAAGAAAAUCUUAUAAAAGAAAAGCCUCGUGAUAUUUAUUAAAUAAUUGUAUAUAUGAUUGUAAUUGCAUAACGACUUAAUUUUAAUGUUUAUUGUAAGAAAAAAUAUAUAUACUCUUCUUCCGAAUAUAAUAAAUAUUUAAUAAAAUAAAUAGUUAAUCUUUUGGUUACUAGACAAAAACGAAUAUUUUAUUUCAUUAGAUUAGAUAGAUGUGUUAUUCCUUACGUUUUCUUUGACAUCUUGGAAAGUAACCAUAGUUACUUACAGAAGUUUUAGGC
This is a messenger RNA of Hydra vulgaris (swiftwater hydra), 2723 nucleotides long. RefSeq lists its product as uncharacterized. The record is from RefSeq and is a predicted model, not a curated record. Lineage: Eukaryota; Metazoa; Cnidaria; Hydrozoa; Anthoathecata; Hydridae.